CGUUGAAGGUUAGAAAAACUUGGAUACAAGAUGGCAGCUUCCAUGCGAAGAUUUAGUCGAAACUUUUCCAACCUAUGCUUUAAAGAUUUACAGUAUUUUAGAAAAGGACAUUAUUUAUCAGAAAACUUCAGAAAGAAUGUUAUCAGAUUUAGUAGAAGUAUCAUCAGUAGACAAUACAAAGCACCAUGGCUGUUCAUGUUUCCAUUGAUACCAACAGUUGAAGCUAUUGGAUUUGGUUGGAGUAAAUCUAAAGAUCUAGAAGCCGAGAAAAGUAGUAAAUUUGAAAGUAUUAUUAGUACAGCUGAUCGUCUGUAUGAAUCUAAUAAAGUUUUAGAACUCUAUGACUACUUGGUGCAGUAUAAAGAUAAAGGGAAUGCAGAAGUUCUAUGGAGAUUAGCUAGAGCAACUUGUGAUAAAGGAAAGUUCAGUCGUGACAAGGAGCAACGUAAGCAGUGUAUGUUUGAAGCAUGUGAAUAUUCAAAGAAAGCCCUGGCUUUAGAUGAAAACAGUUCUCCAUGUAAUAAGUGGUAUGCUAUACUGCUAGAUUAUACAGCAGAAUAUGAAGGAACAAAAGUUAGAAUUUUAAAUUCAUACAAAGUCAAGGAACACUUUUUGAAAGCCAUAAAAUUAAAUCCAAAAGAUGCUACAUCUAUAUAUUCUUUAGGUUAUUGGUGUUUUGUAUUUGCUGAUCUUCCAUGGUAUCAACGAAAAUUAGCGUCCACUCUCCUAGCUACACCACCUUCCUCUACAUAUGAAGAGGCCCUUGAAUAUUUUCUUCUGGCAGAAAAGGUGGAACCAAAUUUCUAUAGUAUGAAUUUAUUGAUGUUGGGCAAGACGUAUGAGAGACUGGGGAAUAAAGAUGUUGCCAAGGAGUACCUAAUAAAAGCACGUGAUUAUCCAGUACAAACAACAGAUGAUGAGCAGGCACAUAAAGUGGCUAUAGAAUUAUUAAAGAAUUUAGGCGGAGACAGUUGAAAUUUAUCACGGUGUUAAUUUAUUAUAUUAUAUGAUAAUUAUUAGCAGGGUAUAAUGUGCCUUAUAUAAGUAAUGUGUUGUAGGACAUUAUAAUCCAAGAGGUGUUUCUAUUAUUGUUAAUAAUGAAUGAAUACACUCAACAAGCUUUAUUUACUCAACUUUAUGGAGUUGUGUAAAUAAUAUUGUGACUCCUUCUACUCUUAACUCCAAAACAGUUGAAAUGUAUUUACUGUAAUUAAAUGGGGUGGGAAGGCAGUAGCCUAGUGUGUGCAACAAGUGUUUUUGAUUCCAGGCUCAUUUGUGACAAGGAAGAGGGUUGCCCGCUAAAAACCCUGGAAGCAGAUUUUUGAAGGAAAUAUUACAAUAUACUUGUUCCAGAAUCACCUGGUUAGUGUUGAAUGGGCAUUAAACUCUGCUUUAGUGCUGAGAAAUAUGUUACUUAUAAUAAAGUAAUUUAAUACAGGUGGGGUUUCAGUUUUGAAAGUAGAAAUAUUUUCCUUUCGACAUACUACUACAUCCACUCUUUUCAAUAUAUGGGUCACCUUUAUUAAUUUUAAGGCCUAGAUUGAGUUUGAAUAAUUCUUAAGUUGAGCAAAAUGACUCCAGCCAGGUAUUUUGCUUCAGUAACCUAAUAAAUUAAACUUAUUUACACUAUUCUACAUGGGGAAAGACUGAAAAUGGAAAUUUGUUUAUGCCAUCAUUUAUUAUACAAUAAAUCCAUGAAUGUUUGAUUAUUUUAUUAUUUUUCUACAAAAGCAAACUUGCCAAGUAUAAUGUAUACCAAUAUAACAGAAUAACUUUUAAAACCUAAAGUAUUGAUAUAUGUACAUAAAUAAUAUAUCUUUUGAUAAACUCCAGGGGUUAGAACAAAUCAUACCUUUUAAUAAAAUUCAUUUCAUGUUAGAAAGAUAAAUAAAUAUAUAUUUAAGUGAUAAUCUUUAAUUUAAUGUCAAAUAUUUUAAGGAACUCAAGAAAAGGUUAUAAGUCUAAAGUAUUAUGUAUGGUUAUGAAAACAUUUGUAUAGUAAUACUGUUUACUGUGGAUACUGGUACUUCAUAAUAUUAUGUAUGUAAAAAUGAAUUAAAUAUUAUAAAUUUAUUAAAUUAUGUUGUGUUUUUUUAACAAUUGUUCAUAUUGUUUGUGUUUAAACGGAAACAAAUUAUGAUUAUUUAUUAAAUAAAUAGGAUCAAAAAAUAUAUAAUGCAUUGUGCUUGUUAAAUUGACAUCAAGUAUCUACCUGCACUGAAAAUCACAACCAUGUAAAAAAUUCUAAUGGCACAUUCACACAGUUUGUUAUUGUUAGAUUGAUAUUUGUAAUUUAUUUAUCUUUCAAUAAAUUUAUUUUGAAAUUUC
Messenger RNA from Patella vulgata (common limpet), 2328 nucleotides. RefSeq names its product regulator of microtubule dynamics protein 1. Gene Ontology annotation, cellular component: cytoplasm; spindle microtubule; mitotic spindle pole. The coding region runs from base 31 to 975 and encodes 314 amino acids. The transcript is spliced from 9 exons. The record is from RefSeq and is a predicted model, not a curated record. Lineage: Eukaryota; Metazoa; Mollusca; Gastropoda; Patellidae. Gene Ontology annotation, molecular function: microtubule binding.